Molecule: messenger RNA, 2537 nt
Organism: Ctenocephalides felis (cat flea)
Lineage: Eukaryota; Metazoa; Arthropoda; Insecta; Siphonaptera; Pulicidae
Product: DNA cross-link repair 1 protein-like
Exons: 7
Coding region: 95-2479 (794 amino acids)
Biological process (GO): interstrand cross-link repair; protection from non-homologous end joining at telomere; double-strand break repair via nonhomologous end joining
Molecular function (GO): 5'-3' DNA exonuclease activity; damaged DNA binding
Source: RefSeq, a predicted model, not a curated record
AGAUUGAAUCAAAUAUAGUAAAUGCUUAAAUUGCCGUUGAAAUAACAUACAAAUUAUUAUAAAUCACAACGAAAUCACAUAUUAUUCUCAAAAUAUGGUUGAUGAAGAUGAAUAUUUUUCUCCAAAGGAUAAUAAAAAGUAUCACAAUAAAGUCAAGACAUUUUGUGAUAGGUUAGUAAGACCAAGUAAUGAUAAUGCUGAAUUAAGUAGAAGCAGAAUACUUUCAUGGGUAGAAGAAGCUGCACUUCAGGCUCUUAAUAGUUCAAAUUCAACAAGAAAACGGCAAGUCAGUAGUAGUGUAUCUUCACAGCACGAUUCAAAAUCCAAUUGUGAUAAUUCAUGUUCUGAAUUAUUUAAAACUAAAAGGUUGAGAAAAAACAAAGGUAAAAUCAGUUCUACAGAUAACUCUGAUGCUUCACAAGUCACAGAAAGCAUAAAGUCUAAUACUAUUAAUACAAGAUCAAGAACAAAACUUUCAGCAGGAUGUAGCGUUGAAACUCAAUCGCAAAAUGUAAGAGUAACUCGAGCUUCAAAAAAGAAACUACAAUUACAAAAUAAACAAAUUACAAGUGACUCUAAUGAUAAUGCUUCAAACAAAGAUAACAAACAUUGCCAUCAGAAAGAAUGUGAUUUCGAAAGAAAUGAUUUUUCAAAUAAGGAAAACUGUGUGUGUAAAUCAAUACUUGGUGAUGACAAAAGUGCUCGUAUAAAAUUAUCAGGACAAUCAAUUUGUGGUGGUUCAAUUAUAUUAGAAGUUACAAUAAGUUCUAAGGGUUGGAAAGUUAAUUGUAUAGGUCCAGAUAAUACUAUAAUUAAAUGUAAUAGAAAACCUGGAUUUCAAAUUGCAAAUUUUGAUAUACGUGUAGAUUCUGCAAAUGUAAUAUCGAAAGGUAAAAUCCUAGUUAAAAACAAGGAAUGUGAUGAAACUAAUAUGAAUAUAGAUAAGUUUUAUCGAAAUAAAAAAUGUAAAUCAAAUAAAGUUAAGGAUAUCAUAAAUCCUAUGGUCAUUAUAGAAUCAGAUCAGGAAUCUGGAAAAGAUAUAUCAAAAGAUCAAAUGCCAAUUAAAUGUGAAGAUUAUGGUAAAACAAUUAUCAAUAUAGAUAAGUUUUAUAGAGAUUCAAAAUGUUUGGAAAUUAGGAAUGUUGCAAAUUCUAUGAUUAUAGAAACAGAUCAAGAAAAAAAUGAAAUAAAACAUGUAAAAAAUAUGUUAAAUGAAUUAGAAAACACAAAAAUAUUAAACACCUUGUUUUCAUCUAAUGAAACAUUAAUUCAAGACACACAAGAGGAUCCUGUUAAAUUACGAAUAAAAACAAUAGAUGAAAUAAAUGAUGCUAUUGAUACUAUUGUAAUAAAUGAUGAUGAAAGUGAAAACUGUUUUUCUCAAAGUGAUGCAGUGAAACAAAUUAUAGAAAACAAAAAAAUAACAAAGAAAAAGAAAGUAUGCCCUGAAUUCAAAUUCAUAAAAGGUACUCCUUUUGCUGUAGAUGCCUUUAAUUUUGGAGAUUUAGGUUCAAGGGGAGUAGAAUAUUAUUUUCUUACACAUUUUCACAGCGAUCACUACAUAGGCUUGAAUAAAAAGUUUUGCAGGCCUUUAUAUUGCUCGCAAAUCACUGCUAAUUUGUUGGAUUUACGAAUCAAAGUUAACAAAAAGUUCAUUAAUGUACUGGAAUUAAAUAAGCCUACAAUUAUUAAUGAUGUUGAAGUAACCGCUUUAGAUGCCAAUCAUUGUCCCGGAUCCAUAAUGCUACUAUUCAAAGUUUCUGGAAAAUGCAUUUUACAUACAGGAGAUUUUAGAGCUCAUUAUGAUAUGGAGUUAUAUCCAUCAUUACAAAAUAUACAAGUUGACAGAUUAUAUUUGGAUACAACGUAUUGCAAAAAACAGUACUGUUUUCCAGCACAACAAGAGGCAAUAGACAUUGCUACAAACUUAGUGAAAGUAUUCCUCAUGAAAAACCCGACAAAGAGAACUCUUGUUGUAGUCGGUUCUUACCUCAUAGGUAAAGAAAAAAUGUGGUUGGGACUCAGUAAAACAUUAUCGCGCAAAGUGUGGAUAGAGAAGAGUCGAUAUGAUCUUAUCAAGGCUUUUGAAAAUGAUUUAAUGUACUUAGAAAAUGUUGUUGAAGAACCAAACGAAGCUGACAUUCAUGUUUUACCUGUUAUGGAAUUGAAUACUGAGAAAAUGAGCAAAUACUUAGAAAAGUUCAAUAACAUUUUUGAUCAUAUAUUUGCCAUAAGACCGAGUGGUUGGGAGCAGAAGAAGAAGCCUUAUACAAUUGGGAAUGUUACUAUAGCAGGUGUUGCAUACAGUGAGCAUUCCAGUUACGAGGAACUAAAGCGGUUUGUUAGCUUUUUGAAACCAAAGAAGAUUAUUGCGACAGCUGGCAAUGAGAAAGAACUUCGUCAUUUAUAUAAGGAUUGUAAGCUUGAAGAUCCAAAUUUAAAUACAAUUGAUAAGUAUUUUAAACAAACAUCUUUUUAAAGAAAUAAUAUUUUAUUUUAUAACUGUGAUUAAUUGGUAUUAAUUGAAUUUCAACCAU